UGAGGAGUACGCUGGCCUGCUCUUCAGUUCCAGGCAAUGUCUGUUCACUUCGAUGAGAGGAGCGGGGUGGUGCUUUGUCAGACGCCAUGGGGCUGCUGGUCUCAGACCAUGGAAGAGAUUUUCAUUGAAGUUAAUGUGCCUGAAGGGACAACAUCCAAAGAAAUCCAGUGCAAAUUGGGAAGUCGGGAUGUUUCACUGAUUGUGAAGGGGAAGGACGUACUUAAGGGGAAAUUAUUUGAUUCUACAAUAACUGAUGAAGCAACAUGGACUCUAGAGGAUAGGAAACUUAUACGGAUAGUCCUAACGAAAACAAAUCGGGACGCUGGCAAUUGCUGGAGCUCUUUAUUAGAAGGAGAAUAUUCAGCAGACCCCUGGAUCCAAGAUGAGAUGCAAAAGAAGCUUACACUUGAAAGAUUUCAGAGAGAGAAUCCAGGCUUCGAUUUCAGUGGAGCAGAAAUUUCUGGGAACUACAGCAAAGGGGGACCUGACUUCUCAAAUCUACAAAAGUGAACAAGAGACGUCUAUGAUAGUUCCAGUUCUUUUACCAGCAAGUUAAAGAGCAUUUUGCCUGUUGAAUUGUUUGUUUAUAAAUAAUUUCCCUGCCAAAUUUAGUUACAAAAAAAUUAGUAUUAUUUUCAGUCAUUUUUUAUGGUAUGUACCAUAAACCAUUGCCAAUUGAAUAUAAAAGGUCUUUUUGCUUAUUUUUUUAGAAGAUUAAAUGUGCCUUUCUUUUUUUCUCUUGCUUAUGUUUACCGCUAUUUUGGUUUAAUUAUAUGUCUGCUUCUUACUACUCCCUGCGGCCUACAUCUGCUCUUAAAAAAAAAAAAAAAUUAAAAAAGCAAUUAUUCUG
Xenopus laevis (African clawed frog) is the source of this 850-nucleotide messenger RNA. It is a transcript of the gene nudcd2.L, whose product is annotated as NudC domain containing 2 L homeolog. Gene Ontology annotation, cellular component: spindle pole; cytoplasm; centrosome. The record is from RefSeq and is marked provisional. Gene Ontology annotation, biological process: protein folding. Lineage: Eukaryota; Metazoa; Chordata; Amphibia; Anura; Pipidae.